AUGGCUGAUCGCAAGCGCAAGCGUGACGACGAACCUGUUUCCAAGCGAAAGAAAGAAGAGCGUGAAGGCCUUGCUGAUACUAUACUAGAAAAUUCUAUCCUCGUUAUGAAAUCGUGCACUUACUGCGAAAAGCAAGGCUGCGAUUGUAUUGCCUCAGAGGAAGAUUCCCGUCGGUGUCUUUCUUGCAUGCGUAAGGUGGCAACUCAUUAUUCAAAAUUGAAUAAGGAGCUUGAAGAAGCGGAAGAGGCGUGGCUCGAGGCUGGUGCCCGAGUGAAACGUCUUCGUACUCAGAAACGUGAGUGGUUAAAGCGGAUGGAGCGGGCUAUUGCUCGUGGUAUUGAUAAUUUGGAGGAAUUGGAGCGUAUUGAGCGAGAGGAGCGAGAGGAGCGAGAGGCUCAGAGGGCGGAGGCCGCUCGUCAGGCUGCAACAUCAUUACCUAAUCCAACUGAUCCCGUGACUGCGGGUUCCGCGGUUGACGCUGUUGAUUGGGACGCUUUUGACCCUUCUUUGCUAGACCUAGACUUCGGUGGAAGUCAUUCACAAGGUCUUUCGAGUGUUCAAGGUCCUCAAUAG
Messenger RNA from Trichoderma harzianum CBS 226.95, 573 nucleotides. RefSeq lists its product as hypothetical. Bases 1 to 573 code for a protein of 190 amino acids. The record is from RefSeq and is a predicted model, not a curated record. Lineage: Eukaryota; Fungi; Ascomycota; Sordariomycetes; Hypocreales; Hypocreaceae. The transcript is spliced from 2 exons.